Molecule: messenger RNA, 1089 nt
Organism: Neurospora tetrasperma FGSC 2508
Lineage: Eukaryota; Fungi; Ascomycota; Sordariomycetes; Sordariales; Sordariaceae
Exons: 2
Coding region: 1-1089 (362 amino acids)
Source: RefSeq, a predicted model, not a curated record
AUGUCCCGCGACAGCUCUGGGACUAAGCAGGUAGUCAACAUUGAUCUCCAAGUCAACAAGGUCACCUCGGAGUCUACCAUCGAGGUAUGGAACCAAGACCACACUCAAAUGUUGACCCAGUCCUGCUCGACCUCUCUCAAUCUCGAGACCGGCGGUCUGCAGGCCACCAAGAGCGUGCCUACUAUCGCCUUCGAUGUCGACCAAGAUGGGUUUGGAACCCUCACCUUUGGCAACAAAACUUAUACCGUCAGCGGAAACUCCGAGGUUUCUGGCGGUAUUGAGUGCAACAGCAUCGUCAGCGACACUGAGACUCUGAUCAGCUGCACUGUACCGGAAGUCUCCCCCGAGGUCAUGUUGCAACUCAACACCAUCACCCUCGCGCAAAGAAACAAACUACCACCAAACUGCUUCCCUACCAGUGGGCCUCUCGAGAUAACCGAGGUGGCACGAGUUGCUAAUCAGGAUGGAGGCCCCCGAGUGAUUUCUCUUGCCGAGACUAGAGGUAUGCGGACGUGGCAGCAACUGGAUCUAGAAGCGGCUUCUUUAGCCGCAGGCAAUGAGACACUCACGGUCGAGGACAACAACCACUUGGAGGAGGGACCUUCGAAGCGUCAGUAUAAUCCUUGUUCGCAGUGGACGCCGACGACAAUCAGGGAAGGCGAUGGGGACCCUCACCAGACGCCCAAGCACAUCCAGGAAUCCCUAGACUGCGGCAACGGCGAAUGCAGCAUCGGUCAAAUCGAAGUUCACGCCAUGACCAUCCGUUUCACCGCUGGCGCCAAGUUAUCCCGGUGGAUCACCGCCGGCUUCCGGGUCGAGCAGUCCACAACAACAGGCAGCAUCAAAGAAUGCCGCGCGGGCGCGUACGACUGGGUUGCGGCCUGGGUGAAGGUGGGACGGACGUCUUACCGCGUUCGCAAUGGGCUGUUCAACUCGUGCACGGGGACCAAGCCGCAGGGCGAUGUCUUCACCAUCACGUCCCCCAACGCCAACAACAACGGCGGCAAUCCAUAUUGCGUCCGCGGAAAGCGGUACGUGCGCAGAUUGGGUGAUAGUUGGGAUGAGGCUCCGAAGCCUGGUCUGCCCUGA